This is a messenger RNA of Ailuropoda melanoleuca (giant panda), 393 nucleotides long. RefSeq names its product kinesin-like protein KIF26B. The transcript is spliced from 2 exons. Gene Ontology annotation, biological process: microtubule-based movement. The record is from RefSeq and is a predicted model, not a curated record. NCBI's taxonomy places the organism in Eukaryota, Metazoa, Chordata, Mammalia, Carnivora, Ursidae. Gene Ontology annotation, molecular function: microtubule motor activity. The annotation marks the transcript as partial.
GUUUUCAGAGACGGAGGCUCAUCCCAGCACUGUCCCUUGAUACCACUGCCUCUGUAAGAAAACCCGCCAGCCGCAAAAGGGUCCACUGGGCGGAUGACCCCUUGCCUAGCACCCAGAGGGGCCUCGAGGAACCUUUCGAGAUCCAAGUCUAUGAGAUCGAUGACGUGGAGCGGCUACAGCGGCGACGAAGGGGCAGUAGCAAGGAGGUCACAAGCUUCAACGCGAGACUGAAAAUUCUGGAGCAUCGCCAGCAGAGAAUUACCCAGCUGCGGGCCAAGUACGAGUGGCUGAUGAAGGAGCUGGAGGUCACCAAGCAGUACCUCAUGCUGGAUCCCAGCAAGUGGCUCAGCGAGUGUAAGGCCCCGGGUUCCUUCCCAUCCCUGGGGCUGCCAG